Messenger RNA from Acaromyces ingoldii, 3292 nucleotides. RefSeq lists its product as hypothetical. Bases 189 to 3260 code for a protein of 1023 amino acids. Gene Ontology annotation, cellular component: nucleus. The record is from RefSeq and is a predicted model, not a curated record. The transcript has 3 exons. Gene Ontology annotation, biological process: regulation of DNA-templated transcription. Gene Ontology annotation, molecular function: DNA-binding transcription factor activity, RNA polymerase II-specific; zinc ion binding. NCBI's taxonomy places the organism in Eukaryota, Fungi, Basidiomycota, Exobasidiomycetes, Exobasidiales, Cryptobasidiaceae.
AGACGUCAAGCCAAAAGCAGCAGAGCCAAUCUCUAGCCACUCAAGACGGUCGCGCUAGUAGUAGUAAUACUUCUGCACUUUCCCCACCUUGCCGAUCCGACACGGUCCAAGGGCCGCUUCACUUUUCGAGACACCGUUUCGAAGGGCCGCGAAAGAAGAACGUUCGUUGUCGGGUAAGGUCCGGCAAGAUGCAGAGCUCCAACGUUGCGGGCCAUGUGCGGCCAUUGCCGUCGCCUUCCUCGGCAUCCACGUCUGCCUCGCCCUCGACGUCCUUGCACCACGUCUUUGCGGAUGCGAGAAAUCCGCACAUGCAAUCACACCUCUAUGCUUCCCAGUCGUCUUUGUCGUCACCCUCGCAGCAGCAACAACCGCAGCUGCAACACCACUCGCAAUCGCAGUACCACCAGCCAUAUCCGCACGCGCAUCACUCGAUGCUUCCGCUCCAGCAGCAGCAGCAGCAGCAGCAAAAUUCACAGCCGCAGAACCCGCAGCAUACUUAUAUGACACCUGCCAUGUAUGCUGCCCACCAUGAUGCAACAGGAAGUCGGCCGCCGACAUGGAGGUCAUCAUCGGCUCAGCAACAGCAGCAACAGCAGCAACAGCAGCAACAGCAGCAGCAACCACAUCAACAACAGCAACAAUCACAAAAUCGAGGUUCGUUUGCUGUGCCAUCAUCGAUGGGUGCGCCCAUGCCGUUCGCCUCGCAGAUGCGCUUUGCACCAGCAGCUACAUCCAGCGAUGGACCAUCCACACAAGCUGCUGAAUGGUCGGCGCAGCGCCCAAACAGCGUCGCGAUCCGACCGCAAGCGUUGCCGCCGCAAGAGGUAGUCAAUGGUGAUCCUAACCACCUCGGUCCCGCUCCGCUGCGCAGGGGACAAGCUUGCAAGGCUUGUCGGAGGCGGAAGCUGCGGUGCGACGCCGUGAGGCCCGUCUGUGGGACCUGCACCAGGUCCAGAGCCGCUGCUGCGUCGGCAAACCACGCCUCGCCGGUGCCCGAUGGCGACUGUAUCUACGACGAUGGUCCAAUCACUCUUCCCUCUCUCUCUUCUUCGUCCCCCUCUUCCAUUGCACCAACAGCGGCAAACGGCACGUCAAAUGCGCAUACGCUCGGUCAGCAGAGGAGGGCGAGCGCCAGCCACACGUCGCCCUCCUCAUCCACCUCGUCGGUCCCUCACGAACAGCUACCGUUUACCCGGCCGACGGGUGAGGAAACGAUCAAGAAGCGAAAGAAGCGCAAGACACUCGACGAUGCUGCUGCUGCCGCUGCUGCUGCUGCUGCUGCUGUUGCUGCGUCUUCCUGGCGAUCAGCGGAUACCUAUUCGCCUCCUUCAGUGCCCCCCACGGUGCCCGUUGCGGGCGAGACGAUUGAAGAAAAAGCCGCAAGGCUCGAGAGGGCCGUGCGAUACCUCGAAGGCCUCCUGGAAAAGUCGGUGAUCAAGGACGAACUCGUCGACGAACCAGAUAUAGCGACUCAGCGGAGCGAGAGGGAAUCGCACGCUGGGACAAGCAACGGCACGAAGGGCAAAGGACGAGAGAGGGGGGCGACAAUUUCGACGCCUGCCAUUCCCGUCUCUCGACUGCUGUGUAUCCAGGAGGACUCGGGAAAGAAAGAAAACAUCAUGUUGCGAUAUACGCAGCGCUCAGCCGCAAAGACGUCGUCGCCAUCCACGGGUCAACGAGACUCGCCCGAGCUGCCCUCGUCGCAGGACCUCUUCGGCCUGGGCGAAACCGAGGUCGACAAGGAGGCCAGGGUGCGAAGCGAACUCAAUCACCUUUCGGAGAACGCGUUGGGUCAGCCCGACCCGAUUCGAGAGAUUUUCUUUCCAGGAUGGAGCGUCGAUCUGCCAAGUUUGGAUACGGUGUUGACCCUGUGUGAGACGUUCUUUCGUCUUCACCCGCUGCGGAGCCUUGUCUACAAGGAGUCAUUCAUGUCAGGAUUGAGACGACCGCCUAAGCAUCCCAACCGGCCUCACGACUCCCUGAUCCACGCCAUCCUGGCCGCGACCUUUGACAUCUCGCCCUUGUUUCAGACGGCUCCUAUGCGCGCGUAUGACCGUUCGCAGGGCCAGGGCGACCACUUCUGUCUCAUGCUUGGCGACGGCCCAAUGCGGGCUAAAGACAACAACGCCCUGUUUCCCGAUGGCAGCUUCAAGAACUUCCAUCUGGCAAAGGCAAGAACCAAGGUUGAAACGAGUCUCAUUACCGAGUCUCGCAAUCCUCUUGACUGGAUCUUAGCCUGCAUUCUUUCGACUUAUCAGCUAUGGAGCGACGCUCGCAUCACCGAGUCCUACUUUCUCAGCGCCACCAUCUCCCGAUCGCUUGCCCCCGCUGGCCUGGACAAGCUGCCUCACUUUGUCGAGGAGGGCGAUGCGGCAGAAAAUGCUCCGGGUCUGUUUGGCGUACCCAAAGGCAUCGAGGAAGACGAAAGGCGGAUGGCCCUCUGGCAUACCUUUAUCAUCGACAUGAUUACUGGUGGUUCAAUGCGCUUCUAUGAGAACUGCAUCUCUGAGCAGGCUGUCACGGCAAAUUUGCCAAACAAGGUCGAAGACUACCAGGCAGGCAGGAGCGGGCCGCCCAACGAGCAGACACUUGCCUCGCCAGACCUCUUCAGGGUUGGUCACCUGGACGACUUUACCCUCCACAUCAAGUCGUCCAUCCUCGUUCGCCGAACAAUGACGCUGCACUGCCGCAAUCAGGCCGGCGAUGCAAAGCAUAAGAAGCCAGCAGCCCUUUCGCUGAUCGACAAGAGCAUCUCGGAGCUGCUUGCGGCCUUUCCCCCGACCGAUGACUAUUCCCAGCCAGAGACAUUGUCGGUCGAUCGGCUCAUGGCGCAUGGCAACGUCCAGCUCGCCAUGAUCCACCUCCACGAGCCGUAUCUCAGCAUGGCCUACCCGGCAUCGUAUUCAAACCAGCGCGUGCAGCUGGGCGUCCGCAACAUUCUCAACGUCAUCCGCCAGCUUUUGGGCUCCCAUCUGAAUUUUGCCCUUUUGCAUGCGCAGCUCUACAUCGUCUGGUCCGUCGCAGGCCGAAUGCUGGGCAAACACCUCGAGCAUCUCAACCGCAGCGGCGCAGAGGGUGGAGAAGGGGGAAAGGCGCUCAACGAAGGAGAACGAGAGGAGGAGCUGCAGAGCGUCACGCAGAGCUUGGAUCUUAUCAUUUCUGCGCUCCAGCGGGCUGGCGAAAAGAGUCUCAAGGCCAAGAGGUGCUAUGAGCUUUUGACAUACAUGCGCAAGGGCUUGCUGAGCGAGAGCGUCCUCUAGUGAGUCGGGUGUGCAACCUCCUUUUAUAUUUC